Anguilla anguilla (European eel) is the source of this 930-nucleotide messenger RNA. RefSeq names its product cAMP-specific 3',5'-cyclic phosphodiesterase 4D. The record is from RefSeq and is a predicted model, not a curated record. NCBI's taxonomy places the organism in Eukaryota, Metazoa, Chordata, Actinopteri, Anguilliformes, Anguillidae. The transcript is spliced from 4 exons. Bases 288 to 599 code for a protein of 103 amino acids.
AUCUACAGGACAGUUGAUCUCCAGGACCAGGGCUGGGCAGCCCUGCCAGAAAUUAUAUCGAUAUAGCUGUACAAGAAUAUGAUUUCACACAGUAUUUUAUAUAUCCAAUUACACACCCCUUAGAAAAAUGUACGCGAACCGUAAGACCAGACGCGCAAAUGCCGGACGCGCUUCAUCUGUCCUGACCUUACGCUUCGUUCACCUCUCCGGAUUCUGUGCUUGGGACGGUUGGUUUUUGGUUACCCUGUGCAGUACCCCCCCUGUGGUACACAAGCGCGGUCCGUGCGAUGAAGAAGACCAGCUGCUUGGCGGAGAGACGGAGAAAAAGCGUGGCGGGUGUCUCUGUAGACCCGGCGGAAGCGGGCGUGGCAGCAGGCGUGGCAGUGGGGUUCGGCGUGACGGAGUCCUUCACGGUUCGCCGGCUGUCUGUCCGCUCGCUCCAGCUGCCCCCCCUGGCCUUCCGUCAGGCCCAGCAGGCCUACUACGACCAAACCCCCCCGCGCCCCACCUCACUUCCCCUCUGGCUCACCCCGCACAUCGCCAUAACGACCGCCGACGGCAGCGACAGCUUUGUGAGGACCAGCGGUUCUGAGUGCUGAAGCUUCUAUAUGGAUGGGGAAAAUGCUGCGUUUGGACAUCAACCGACAAAAAAAAAAAAAAAAAAAUUAAAAUAAUAAUGGCAUUCGCUGUGAGUAUUAACCAUACUGACAGCUCUGCAUGUUUCUGAGUGUGCACAUUAAAGAGCUCGGCCAAUUCUCCCCCCUUGUCUUGUAAUCACCUGAAGAGUUCAACUUCCCCCGCGUUUACCGCGAUGUCGUGCUAUUGGUGCAAUUCCCUCCGCCGCGGUGCUGCUCGUGCAGAUCGGCCUCAUGGGAAAUCUGCUUCCCCGAAAAGAGGAAGCUCAAUUAUGCAAAUGAGGGCGCUAACGCA